This is a messenger RNA of Boeremia exigua, 825 nucleotides long. RefSeq lists its product as uncharacterized. The record is from RefSeq and is a predicted model, not a curated record. Bases 1 to 825 code for a protein of 274 amino acids. The transcript is spliced from 3 exons. Lineage: Eukaryota; Fungi; Ascomycota; Dothideomycetes; Pleosporales; Didymellaceae.
AUGUGCUACCAAGUUGUCGAGCGCUACUCUUGUUCCAGCUGCGGUGAACGUACGACACGGAUCGCGCUCACUAUACGUGCGAGUUACACUCCUACGAACCCCAACCUGCCAGUCACCGUUGACUGUGCCAGCUGGAACACCAUCCACUUCUUCGAGCCGGCCUCUUGCUGCGACGGUGGGCAGCGUCUUGGAUACAACUCAUCAUCGGGACUUCAUUACAUACACGCAUUAUCUGGGAGUUUGGGAGUCAUUUGGGCACAACGGAUGGAUUUCGCAUCGAGGUGGACAAAGGGUCACAUUGACGCACUCGACAGCUACACUUGGCAGCAUUAUGCCCAAUAUGGUGCAUGCCUGUACAUGCGUCGGCCGUUUGAUACGUCAUCUACUAGGCUGGAUCCGCACUGGUGCAUACUAGUGCCCAUGAGCAACACCGCUCUUUACACACAUUCUUCUUACACGCCUCUCUCGCAACUACACAACCACGUCGGUGAGCGUAGCUCAUCUUUACCGUUCACACCUACGCAAGACGCAGCACCUGCAGCACCGUCAACCCCGAUCUUGCGCCGAAUACGCACUACACGGAACUCCGCAACUGCCGGUGAACCACUUUGGACGCGAACGCUCGGCGAUUCGGCGCAGCACCGUGGUGUAAACGGCUUCACGAUUAUUUCCACAUUGCCCGCCGUUGUUCGCCUCGAUGGCAACAAAUACGCUGCUUCUUCCACUACUCGGCCCGGCUUCGUUUGCUUCGCCUUGCCGACCAUGCUUGUUUUGAAGAUUAGGCAGCUUGGUGGCUUUGUCAUCCAGUCCCAAGUUGGCUCCUGA